AUGGGCAAGAAGAGAGUACUGGUUGGCUACGGCAUUGACGUUGACGCUGUCGCGAACUGGAUCAAUACCUGUGAUGGCUCGAAGCAAACUCCUACCAACGUGUCUCGUGGUAUUUAUGGAGCGACGGUCGGCAUCGAUCGAUUGCUGAAGAUGUACGACAAGUAUGGAAUCAAAGCAACUUGGUUCGUGCCUGGCCACAGCAUCGAGUCUUUCCCCAAGCAAUUAGGCAAGGUGCGAGACGGCGGACAUGAAAUUGGUCUCCACGGAUACACUCACGAGUGUAUCGCCGAUCUCUCUGCGCAACAGCAGCGAGAUGUCCUGGUGCGCUCCAUCGAUUGCAUAACCAAAUUCUGCGGCAAAAAACCCGCCGGAUACACCGCGCCUCUCUGGGCGACGUCCAAGGAGUUGAUCGGGCAAUUGCAGGAAAUGGGGAUCGUGUACGAUCACUCGUUUAUGCAUCACGAUUUGCAACCGUACUAUGCUCCCGACAACACCGAGACUUGGAUUGAGACGAACAUCAAAAACUCGGCGGAUUCGUGGAUGUAUCCCAUGAGCACCAUCAAGCCGUCCAAAGUCGUUGAAAUACCAGCAAACUGGCACUUGGACGAUUGGCCCCCGCUGCAGCCUAUCCCGGAUAAAUCCUGGGCACAAGGAUACGUGGACACCCACGUAGUCGAGAGGCUGUGGAAAGAACAGUUUGACUUUGCUUACCGCGAAUACGACACCUUCAUCUUUCCCAUGAGCAUCCACCCGCAAGUGAGUGGGAAGCCACAGGUGAUCUUGAUGCAUGAGCGACUGAUCGAGUACAUCAACAAGCACGAAGGUGUGGAGUGGAUGACGAUGAACCAGAUGGCCGACGAAUUUUCGAGUGGCCGUUUCCCUGGUGUUGUGGUCGAAGGAGGUGUGGAUUUGAAGUAG
Molecule: messenger RNA, 918 nt
Organism: Neohortaea acidophila
Lineage: Eukaryota; Fungi; Ascomycota; Dothideomycetes; Mycosphaerellales; Teratosphaeriaceae
Product: glucose 1-dehydrogenase
Exons: 4
Coding region: 1-918 (305 amino acids)
Biological process (GO): carbohydrate metabolic process
Molecular function (GO): hydrolase activity, acting on carbon-nitrogen (but not peptide) bonds
Source: RefSeq, a predicted model, not a curated record